Gossypium raimondii (Peruvian cotton) is the source of this 1596-nucleotide messenger RNA. Its product is annotated as F-box protein At5g49610. Lineage: Eukaryota; Viridiplantae; Streptophyta; Magnoliopsida; Malvales; Malvaceae. The transcript has 2 exons. The record is from RefSeq and is a predicted model, not a curated record. Bases 168 to 1271 code for a protein of 367 amino acids. Gene Ontology annotation, molecular function: protein binding.
AAGACUGGUCUAGGUUAUUAAUUUUAUAUAUUAGCCGAAAAAGGAAGGGCCCAAGCAAAAUCAAAAACUUCUCUCCAAAGUCUCGAUGAAAAAGCUUUGUCAGAUCAACAACAUCAAAGCCAAGUAAAAGAUCUUCCAGUGUGAGAAGUGGGGGAAGUUCAAGUUAAAUGGAUCGAGGAAAGAAGCUGACUAACUUCUAUGGUAACAAAAACAGCAAGAUUUACAUGGAUCUAAAAGACAUAGUAAGGGAGAAUGCACUUCGUUACCUUCCUGCUAAAUCACUUUUCCGGUGUUUUGGAGUUUGUCGGGAUUGGAAGCAUCUAAUAUCAACACCUUUCUUUGCGCACAAUCAAUCAAAUUCUUUCCAGUCUGUCUCGGGUUUCUUUUACCAAUCACAAGCAGGCGUGCCGUCAUUCAUGUCUCUUGACCCUGUGGCUUAUGGUGUUCCAGACCCAUCUUUAAAGUUUCUGCCCGAACCUGUUGAUAUUAGGUCCUCUUGUAAAGGGCUGCUUUGUUGCCAGGGGCGUACUGGUUACAAGGCUUACUACGUCUGCAAUCCUGUUACCAAGCAGUGGGAGAAACUUCCAAAACCAGAUGCUGAUCAUGGGUCUGACCCUGCCGUGGUGCUCGUAUUUGAGCCAUCAUUGCUGAACUUCACUGCUGAUUAUAAGUUGGUUUGUGCUUUUCCAUCCGAACUUGAUGGAUAUGAGUUUGAGAUAUAUUCCUCUGAGAAAAGAUCAUGGAUAAUUUCUCGUGAGAUUUGUUUUUCUGAGAGGAAGCUCAUGCCUAAGUCAGGUAUUCAUGUGAAUGGCACUGUUUAUUGGCAGAUGAUGGGCUUUGGAAUUACCGCAUUCGAUCUCAUUUCAGAACGGUUUCAGCUCCUCGAUAGUGCAGUUGGGACCUUAGGAAUGAGGAAUGGGAAGCUUUGUUCGGCAUACGUACAUGCUCAAAACUUGGUCGUGAAUAUGCUAUCUAAUACUCACUCCAAUACCAUGCAAAUGAACAGCCAUGCCAAGAUGUGGGAAGAAAUGCAACCCAAGAUUCAUGUUGAUAUUUCAUUACCCGCAUCAUCUAAUAAUAAUGCUUCGGGUAGGUAUGGAUAUGGGCAUGGAGGAGUAGUGUUUAUUGGUGGGGAUGUAGUGUUGCUUAGUAACGGGAACAAGUUUUAUUCUUAUGACAUGAAGAAGAGGGCCUCUAAAGAUUUGGGUGAACUUGAUAUUGAUACCAAGGCAGGAAUUGUUGGGUAUGUGAAUAGCCUUGUUGAGCUCUAAGACCAGGCGCUGCUGUCUGUAUGGACCGGCCUUGACAAGAACACCCUACACAAUCUCCCUCUUUUAUUCUCAUUAUCAGGCAAAAUAUUUCGUUAGUCCAUCCGACAUUUGUAAAUAUGUUUUUAUUGUUUCUUUUAUUUUAUUUUGUUAUUAAAUCUUUUUUGGUCCUUUUGUAGUAAGGAUCUAUGAUACAAAGUUGGUUUAAUAGUUAACUAUUGGGAUUUUUUUUCGUGUUUUAGAAAGGUAAAGUUUGUAAUGUGAGAACUAUGAGGUGUCAUAGUUGUUCACUUAUUUUCUAAUAAUGUGAUUGGGAGUUCGAUCUUCA